Messenger RNA from Echinostoma caproni, 744 nucleotides. NCBI's taxonomy places the organism in Eukaryota, Metazoa, Platyhelminthes, Trematoda, Plagiorchiida, Echinostomatidae. The record is from the annotation of a GenBank genome assembly.
AUGCCGGAAAAAAGUUCACACUCGACAGACCCCAAGCGUCGUCAUCGUCGGACACGUGAACACGCAAGGUCACCGUUUGAUGAAGAUGAUUUUCGUUCAGAAAAGAAAAGAUCCAGACGACACGCAGAUACAGAUGAUGCCCAAGAUUCUGGUGGUAAGUUUGGACCGAAUAUGUAUUCGUUACAGGUUUCAGAUCCGAUACCUCAAAGUGGAUCAGACAUCUCAUUGUCAGUUAAAGAAACUAAUGCUUUACGAGCAAAAUUGGGCCUGGCGCCGUUAGAGACAGAAGAAACACAACCAAGUGAAGAUCGUAUAGUGGAUAAUCAGUCGGAGAACUACGUUCACGCUCCGGCGAAAGAUCUAAAAAAAGCUCGUGAGACUGAUGCGAUUAAGGAUCGUUUGUCCAUACACAAAGAGAAGCGCGCUCUGUACGAUAAGUACGCCAAUAGCCGAUUAUAUGAACCAGAAGAAAAGGACAUUUCCGUGGUUUCGUGGCUUGACAAACUUCGUGAGAAAGAGCGCAUAAAAAAACAGGCUCAAGAACGAGCUAAAGUACUAACCGAAAUGGAUGAGCAGUUCGAGGUCCCUCAAACAGACGUUUCAAGUCAUCGAGGUCAACCAAACGUGGUCUACAGAUCCGAUGAUCUCAGUGGACUGAAAGUCGAGCACAAGGUGGAUCGAUUCGUUGAAGGAAAAUCUAUUAUAUUGACGCUCAAAGAUAAAGGUAUGUUACUAUCUGCAUAA